AUGAUCGCACAACAAGAACGCUUGUCCAAGCACAAGAUCAAUCUGCGGGACUCCCGUCCCAUCUUCGAAAAUGAGCUCGGAAACAUCCAACAGUUCACCACCACCGAGCUUCCCCUGCUUAAGAACCUCUCCCUACAGAAAAUCGAGCUUGUGCCGAACGCCAUCCUCGAGCCUAAAUGGUUCGUCAACUGCAACGUCCUCGCCUAUGUGGUUGAGGGCAAGACGCUGGUUCGUACCCUCGACCACGCUUCCGACAUGUCCACCUUCACCGUAAAGGAGGGUCAGAUGUUCCACGUGCAUUCGGGCGCGCUCUUCACCGUCGACAACGUCGGGUCUGAAAGGGCCACGCUCCUGCUGUGCCUACGGCACGAGACGCCCAAGGACUUCACCUUGUCGGCCUCUGCGGGCGCGUUCACGGACAACGUCCUCGGCAACACCUGGAACGUCGACGCGGCCGUCUUCGCCAACGCGCCCCGCACCACCAAGCCCAAGGUCAUCGUGAAGCGCGAGGGCGCGGCGCAGAUUCCCGAAAACGCCCACUGGCCGCACCCGAACCGCUUCGGCAUCGAAGAGAUGCAGGCGCCCACCUACGCGGAGGGCGUGGGGUCCGCCAAGAAGGCGCGCUCGCAGUACUGGAAGAUCCUGACCAACAUCGCCAUGUACAGCCUGCGCGUGGAAGACGAGGGCAUGCGCGAACCGCACUGGCAUCCCGACACGGUGGAGCUGGGCUACAUCCGCCAAGGCAACGCGAGGAUGUCCAUCAUGGACCCGGACGGGAGCGUCGACACCUUCACGCUCCAUCCCGGCGACGUCUACUUUAUACCCGCCAGCUACCCGCAUCAGAUCGAGGUGGUCGGCGAGGAGAAGAUCCACUUCUUGAUCUUCUUCGAUCAGCCCAUGCCCAAGGAUGUGGGGUUCCGCCAGGCGGGCACCGUCAUGUCGCGGAGGAUCAUUGCGUCGGCGUUUGGCAUGAAGGAGAAGGAUCUGCCGGAAUUCCCUUACGAUAACGAGGAUCCUCUGCUGGUGGCAAAGACCAACCCCACGGACCCUGUCGUGUAA
Messenger RNA from Cyphellophora europaea CBS 101466, 1059 nucleotides. RefSeq lists its product as uncharacterized. The record is from RefSeq and is a predicted model, not a curated record. Bases 1 to 1059 code for a protein of 352 amino acids. The transcript has a single exon. Lineage: Eukaryota; Fungi; Ascomycota; Eurotiomycetes; Chaetothyriales; Cyphellophoraceae.